AUGAUUAGCUCACGCACUCCGACCCCCACAUUUUUCUCUCUCAAAAUAAGAACUGAAAUCGAUUGGAAUCGUCAACUCAAUUUCAAACUCCAAAUAUCACUCCCUCUCUCUCUCUAUAUAUAUACACGGAGUAUAUAUAUACACACAUAUAUUGACGCAUGCUCUUCCGAUCUCUGCGUAUUAUAGAUGAGAUUGAAACCCUCGGGACACCGAAGAGUUGCAUUCCUCAGAAGGCGAUCUCAGGUGACGUUUUCCCGGUCCGUAGCCCGUAAGUGUUUCGGCGAGAUGCUGCCGGACUCCUCCUCCGCCCCCCUCCUCCGCCGCACUCUGAUUCUCGCUCUCUUCUUCGGCGCCGUCUCACUCUCUUGCUUCCUCCUCUACAGAGCCUCCGAUUCUGUCGGUAUACUCUUUCCAAACUACUUCGAUCCCACCUCUCGCUUCCGCGACGUUUUUCCUUCUAUUACGGACGAUUCCCGGCUGGAUAGUGACGAGUAUAGGCUUGAAAGCAUUUUGAAGGAUGCUGCUAUGCAAGAUGGAACAGUUAUUUUAACAACUCUAAAUGAAGCGUGGGCAGCUCCAAAUUCAAUCAUUGAUCUUUUUCUUGAGAGUUUUAGAAUUGGAGAUCGCACCCGUAAACUUUUGAACCAUUUGGUGAUCAUUGCCUUGGAUAAGAAGGCAUUUGCUCGUUGUUUGGUUGUACACACCCAUUGCUUUGCCCUUGUGACUAAAGGGAUUGAUUUCUCUCAAGAGGCAUAUUUUAUGACCCCUGACUACUUGAAGAUGAUGUGGAGGAGGAUCGAUUUUCUCCGGUCUGUUCUUGAGAUGGGAUACAACUUUGUGUUCACGGAUGCUGAUAUCAUGUGGUUCAGGGACCCAUUUCCACACUUCUAUUCAGAUGCUGAUUUUCAGAUUGCAUGUGAUUCAUUCUCAGGCAACUCGUCCGAUAAUAGGAACAAACCUAAUGGAGGAUUUAAGUUUGUAAGAUCUAAUAACCGGUCAAUAGAAUUUUACAAGUUCUGGUAUUCCAAACGAGAGACAUAUCCAGAAUAUCAUGAUCAGGAUGUCCUUAAUAAUAUCAAAUAUGAUUCUUUCAUCAUAGACAUUGACCUGAAGAUGAGAUUCUUGAAUACUGCCUAUUUCGGUGGGCUUUGUGAACCGAGCAAAGAUUUCAAUCAAGUGUGUACGAUGCAUGCAAAUUGUUGUUUUGGUUUGGAUAGCAAACUUCAUGAUCUUAGAAUUAUGCUACAAGAUUGGAAACUAUAUAUGUCUUUGCCACUAAGCUUGAAAAGAUCAUUGAUAUCAACCUGGAGGGUUCCACAUAACUGCAGUCUCGAUGCUCUCCGCCACCACAACCCCCUAAAUAAGGACGUUGAACGAGGAUAGGAAGAUUGAAUUGAACUGUGUAUAUAUUUGCAGGUCCUUUUUUCUAAGAAUCAAACAAUUUAAGGUUUUAUGGUUGCAAAGCAUUCUACAGGAGCAUGUCACCAUAUUUGGACAACACUAUGUCUAUAUGUUGAGUUGAGGCAUUGAAGGUAGGAAGAAUAUGAGAAAGAAAAAAGAUGAUUAAUCGGCCCAAAGCUUUGUUGUUCUUUCUCUGUUCUGGACUCCGGAGAACUAUUUACAGUCAGGAGGUAGCUUUGUUAUUCUCUGUUCUGGACUCCGGAGAACUAUUUACAGUCAGGUAGGGUAACAUGUGUUGUAUGACCUAUGUUGUAUUCUGUUUCUAUCUUUAGUGGUUUUAUUUAUUUAUUUAUUUUAUUUUAUACUUUUCUUUGGUGGUGGCAGAAUGUUAAGAUGUCACAUGUUUCUCAAUGAAUAAAAUUUUAGCUCCUACUUCAUGGUA
Molecule: messenger RNA, 1843 nt
Organism: Cornus florida
Lineage: Eukaryota; Viridiplantae; Streptophyta; Magnoliopsida; Cornales; Cornaceae
Exons: 5
Coding region: 187-1383 (398 amino acids)
Source: RefSeq, a predicted model, not a curated record